ACAAUCCACAGACAAUCCGACUCCAGGCAAGCAGCAAGACUAGCCAGCCAGCUAGCUAGCAAGCUAGCUGCCGUUUCAUCCUUUCUGCCCUGUUCUGGGGGCAUUUUGUCGGUUUUGGAUUACCAGUUAGCUCUAGGCUGGCUUCACUGACUAAUCAUGCAGAAAUACGAAAAGUUGGAAAAGAUUGGAGAGGGUACAUAUGGAACAGUUUUCAAAGCUAAAAACAGAGAAACCCAUGAAAUUGUGGCUUUAAAACGGGUCAGACUGGACGACGAUGACGAGGGGGUUCCAAGUUCAGCUUUAAGAGAAAUAUGUCUUCUGAAGGAACUAAAGCAUAAAAACAUUGUCAGACUACAUGAUGUGUUGCACAGCGACAAGAAGUUAACGCUUGUUUUUGAAUAUUGUGAUCAGGAUUUGAAGAAAUAUUUUGACAGCUGUAACGGGGAUCUAGAUCCUGAAACUGUGAAGUCGUUCAUGUACCAACUGUUGAAGGGACUCGCUUUCUGUCACAGUAGAAAUGUUCUUCAUAGAGAUCUGAAGCCGCAAAACCUCCUCAUCAACAGAAAUGGGGAAUUGAAGCUUGCUGACUUUGGAUUGGCUCGAGCUUUUGGUAUUCCUGUGAGGUGUUACUCAGCAGAGGUCGUGACGUUGUGGUACCGUCCUCCAGAUGUGCUGUUUGGUGCUAAACUUUAUUCUACCUCUAUUGACAUGUGGUCAGCUGGAUGUAUAUUUGCAGAGCUGGCUAAUGCUGGAAGGCCAUUAUUCCCUGGCAAUGAUGUGGAUGACCAGUUGAAAAGGAUCUUCAGAUUGUUGGGGACACCAACAGAGGAGCAGUGGCCAACGAUGACAAAACUUCCUGAUUAUAAGCCGUACCCCAUGUAUCCGGCCACCACCUCCCUUGUGAAUGUGGUUCCUAAAUUAAGUAGCACAGGAAGGGACCUACUGCAGAACCUGUUGAAGUGUAAUCCUGUUCAGAGGAUUUCAGCUGAAGAGGCCUUGCAGCACCCCUACUUCGCCGAUUUCUGCCCACCCUAAAAUGUUAAAUUGCCUGUCACUGAGCCACAGCCGCAAGAAUCAAUCAUCCUUCACUCUGUUUGGUCAUUAGGAGCGAUUCCCAACAAGGCAAAUCCCUCCCUGGGAUUCAGACACUCCCUUGCAGUUCGUUCUGUUGUGCCUCUGUGUGGAACAAAGCCCCAGUGGCUGCGGUAAGCUUCAGGGGCUUUUAAGUUGAUAGCCUGUUUAAUUUGGUCUUAACAUGCCUCCAGGUUAAUUAGUACAGAUGACAGUUGGUGUUAUAUUUAAAGCAUUUUACAGUCAUGGUUUUUUUUUUUUUUUUUUUUUUUGCAUUUAAAAAGUUAAAGCAACAAGCUAUUUUAGAUUGUUUUUUUUAAUGCUGUUCCCUCAUAGCUAUCUUAUUUGGUGAAUAAACUCCAGAUGCCUGCGAAUCAAAGUGCUUGUAACUAGUGCGUCAGUAAAUCAUAGGCCUUUUGUAAAGAAAUAGUUUCUGUUCCUGAUGGAUUUUGUGUUCUUUUU
Molecule: messenger RNA, 1533 nt
Organism: Cyprinodon variegatus (sheepshead minnow)
Lineage: Eukaryota; Metazoa; Chordata; Actinopteri; Cyprinodontiformes; Cyprinodontidae
Gene: cdk5
Product: cyclin-dependent kinase 5
Exons: 12
Coding region: 157-1035 (292 amino acids)
Biological process (GO): protein phosphorylation; neuron apoptotic process; synaptic vesicle transport
Cellular component (GO): nucleus; cytoplasm
Molecular function (GO): cyclin-dependent protein serine/threonine kinase activity; ATP binding
Source: RefSeq, a predicted model, not a curated record